Podospora bellae-mahoneyi is the source of this 3742-nucleotide messenger RNA. RefSeq names its product Glycoside hydrolase, 38 vacuolar alpha mannosidase (gene AMS1). Gene Ontology annotation, cellular component: fungal-type vacuole membrane. The transcript is spliced from 2 exons. The record is from RefSeq and is a predicted model, not a curated record. The coding region runs from base 330 to 3545 and encodes 1071 amino acids. Gene Ontology annotation, biological process: mannose metabolic process; oligosaccharide catabolic process. Lineage: Eukaryota; Fungi; Ascomycota; Sordariomycetes; Sordariales; Podosporaceae. Gene Ontology annotation, molecular function: alpha-mannosidase activity; carbohydrate binding.
CAGCUUCCGCCAUCACCAGGACGAAGCUGCAUCCGUUGACCAACCACUUCCGUACACAGUAGUACCUGCCCUUGAUUUACGCCCGUCACGGAGGUUCACAGACUUUGACUCUUUCUCUCUCUCCAAACCUGACCAGGCACCUGAACUUGAACCUUAACCUCCUCUCUCUACCUCCCAAUCAUCACAACAAUAUAUAUAAGUGCUGCAGACGCCCGGUGCCUCGACAGCUACAGCUUGAUCAUCCGCUCUCAUAGCUCUAUGACUCUUCCUUUUCCUCACAACACUUGAGCUUCUUCUUAUACAAAAUUUCAACCCCUUCUUCGGUCACCAUGGGCGGCGAAAACCUCUGCGGGAAUGGUCCUAGAAGUGACUAUCCCAUCCGGGCUCCCAAACCAGUCGGCCAGUACAUCAGCCAAAUCUACAAGUCUCGCAUCGGCCAAUUCUACGCCAGGGGCCAAUAUGCCAACGAAAACCUCCUUUCCAUGAUGAACGAUGCCGUCGUCUACGGCGAGCCUCAUGUCCAACUCUGGGUUUGGCACGCUCCUGGACAGACCAGGCCAACCUUCAAAGAGGCCGUCUCUCAUGACUUUGAAAAGACCAAGGUCGGCGCCAGCUUUGGUCCAUCAUGGACCACUCAUUGGUUCAGGGUCAAGAUCACAGUCCCGGACAAUGUUCGCGAUCAGGAGCUGGUCGAGUUUCACUGGGACGCCAACAACGAGGGUUUGAUCUGGUCCGAGGACGGCGAGCCUCUCCAGGGCCUCACUGGCGGCGGCGAGCGAGUGGAGUGGGUUCUUCCCAAGCCCUUCCUUGAUGGAAAGGAACACACCUUCUACGUCGAGAUGGCUUGCAACGGCAUGUUUGGCAUUGGCCAGGGUGACCUCAUCGCUGCCCCCGACCCGAACAGGUACUACACCGUCGAGAGAGCCAACAUUGUGGCGGUCAACCUGGACGCUCGCGGCCUGCAUAUCGAUACUUGGAUCAUUGGCGACGCCGCCAAAGAGUUCCCCUCGGAUUCCCCUGAGCAGCAUCAUGCUCUGGAUGUUUACAACAGGAUUAUCGAGGCCUUCGAGCCCGGCAACAAAGACUCGCUCAAGACGUGCCGGAAGAUUGCUCAGGAGUACCUCGGCCCCGAUGUCGACUCACACAAGGUGUACGAGAGUGACAAGAAGCCUCUUGUCUUUGGUAUUGGCCACUGCCACAUCGACAGUUGCUGGCUCUGGCCAUUUGAUGAGACCAAGCGCAAGGUUGCCCGAUCAUGGUCCAACCAGUGCAAUUUGAUGGAGAGGUAUCCCGAGCUUAACUUUGCCUGCUCCCAAGCCCAGCAGUACAAGUGGCUCAAGGAACUGUACCCCUAUGUCUUUGAGCGUGUCAAGCAGAAGGUCAAGGAUGGCCAGUUCCACCCCAUCGGCGGCAGCUGGGUUGAGCACGACACCAACCUGCCCAGCGGCGAGUCUCUUGUCCGUCAGUUCGUGUACGGCCAGCGCUUUUUCGAGGAAAACUUUGGGAAGCGCUGUCAGACCUUCUGGCUGCCCGACACCUUUGGAUACUCCAGCCAGCUCCCUCAACUGUGUCGGCUGGCCGGCAUGACGCGCUUCCUCACCCAGAAGCUCAGCUGGAACAACAUCAACAAGUUCCCGCACACCACUUUCAACUGGGUUGCUCUGGAUGGCUCACAGGUGAUAUGCCACAUGCCGCCGGCUGAAACAUACACGGCGGAGGCCCACUUCGGCGAUGUCAAGCGUAGCAUGUCGCAGCACAAGUCUCUUGACCAGGACCCGACCUCGCUUCUUGUUUUUGGAAAGGGAGACGGUGGCGGCGGUCCUACCUGGCAGCAUCUCGAGAAGCUCCGCCGCGCUCGUGGUAUCAGCGACACGGUAGGCCUUCUCCCUCGGGUGCACAUGGGCAGCUCGGUCGAUGACUUCUUCGAUCACCUCGAAGCCAAGGGUGACAAGCUCGUGACGUGGUAUGGCGAGCUGUACUUUGAAUUGCACCGCGGAACAUACACCACUCAGUCCAACAACAAGCGCAACAACCGCAGAGCCGAAGAUGCGCUCCGUGCUGUCGAGCUGCUGGCUACCAUUGCCUCUAUCGAGGGACACUGCGCCUAUCCCAAGAAGGAGAUUGAUGAGAUGUGGGAGUCGGUUCUUCUUUGUCAGUUCCACGACUGCUUGCCCGGAAGCUCGAUUGAGAUGUGCUAUCAUGAUUCUGAUGAGAUUUACAAGAAGGUUUUCAAGACCGCCGAGAAGAUUCUCGGCGAGGCUACAGGCCUCCGUGAAGCCACCGCCGAUGCUGUCACGUCAAACACUGGUGUGGCAUUCACCUCGCUUCCGUGGUCGCGUCACGAGAUAGUCGAGCUUGCCGAUGGCGAGCUUGCCGUCGCUUCCGGCCCAGGCCCCUUUAUGAAACUUCGGCCUUUCUCCCUUGAGAGCGAGGAAACGCUGGUGACGCUCGAACAGCCAUCCCCGGAUGUGUUUGUGCUCCAGAACACCCAGUUGAAGGUCAAGCUCGAGAGCGGCCUCAUCACAUCGCUCUACGACCUGAAGGCCAACCGAGAGAUCAUUCCCAAGGGACAGAAGGCCAACCGAUACGUCAUUUUUGACGACAAGCCUCUGUACUGGCAGGCUUGGGAUGUCGAGGUGUUCCAUCUCGACAGCCGCAAGGAGCUCUCGACUUCUGAAACUAAAAUUCAUGAGCAGAAGAAGCACCGCGUCAGCGUCAUUACCAAGACCAAGAUCAGCGACAAGAGCUACAUCGAGACGGUGAUUAGUCUUUCGGCGUGCUCUCCCAGCCAACAGUCGUUCGUCGAGGUCAGCAGCAAGGUGGAGUGGCACGAGACGAUGAAGUUUCUCAAGGUUGAGUUUCCCGUGGAUAUCCGCAACACGGAAGCGAGCUAUGAAACCCAGUUUGGUAUCGUGCGGAGGCCUACUCACUACAAUACGAGCUGGGACAUGGCCAAGUUUGAGGUUUGCUCGCAUCGGUUUGCGGAUUUGUCGGAGCAUGGCUAUGGUGUUUCUGUUUUGAACGACUGCAAGUAUGGGUUUGCCACGAGCGGGAAUCUGAUGAGGCUGUCGCUGCUGAGGAGCUCCAAGGCUCCUGAUGCGCAUGCUGAUAUGGGAACUCAUCACAUCCGGUGGGGAAUUUUGCCGCAUCAGGGGGGGCUGAGCCAUGUUACUGUGAGGAAGGGGUACGAGUUUAACAACCCGCUCAAGAUUUUUGAGGUGGAGAACCUGGGGGAUGUCAAGAGUUGGUUGCGGACGAGGAGGGUGUGGUUGGACAGCGAGUCGGAUGAGGGGUUGGUGCUGGACACGGUCAAGAGGGGGGAGGAUGAUGAGAAGACGGGGGAGGAGAAUGUGAUUUUGAGAAUGUAUGACAGUCUUGGGGGGCUGGCGAGGGGUAGGGUGAAGAGUGUGUGGGGGAUCAAGAGGGUGACCAAGGUGAAUUUGCUGGAGGAUGAGGUUGAGGAGGUGGAGGUGGAUGGGGAUGGGUUUGGUGUUGAGCUGAAGGCUUUUGAGGUGGCGACUUACAAGUUGGAGUUGGACCAUUAAGGAGACCGUCUUGUAUGGUUGGGCGAGGUGAUUUUUUUUGGACUGUUUUGUUUCGAGAUUGUGCGAAGAGUGGUGUUACCGGGUUAUGAGAUUCGAGAUUUUGAUUUUAGGUCUCGAGAGUUUAAUUGAAUGGUUAUCACGCUUUAAGUUGCUUGAGGAGUGCCAGUGGCAGCAACGUCUCAAGGAAUCAAUCACCA